ACGUUUCAAAUAUUACAAUUGAAGAUGCAACAGCGGUGACGCACCUCUUAUUUAUGAUUUGAGAAAAUGAUCAUCGAAUGCACACGAUGAGAAAUAUCGUCAAGAUACUGUAAAUAGAAUAAUGAUUUUAAAUAAACGUAUUGUAUGUCGGAUGGUUGUACGGUAUCGUGUAAUUAAGCAUAAAUAAUGUGGAACGUGCUUGUCAUUAUUAUAUCCUAGCUAACCUGUGAUCAUUUAUUACACAGUUUCAAAUAAACAGCGAUAGUUCUAGAUAUGCACAAAGGUUGAAUCCGAUAAAGUAAAUGCACUUUGUACACCGUGUGUAAAAUGUACACGAUUAAACGGAAUGCAAUAGUACCGUGGUGUAUUUUUUAAACGAUCCAAACAUAACCUAACAUUUCGGGGGAAAAAUAUGAAGUUAGUUGACGCGAGAAUCUUAUGAAUCAACGCAUUAAUAACGUGCAGUUUUCCUACGGGGUAUUUUUGGUAAUGAUGUACUAUAUUUAAUGGAUAAAAAUUAUACUCAACACAAGGGAACCACGCGGGAAAAAAUGAGCGACAAGAAUGUCAUCGGUUACUCGAUAUCUGAGAAAAAGCGGCAGAAAUUUAAUUGGAACGAUUUUUGUAGUGUCUGUGAGUCUGAAGGGUUUCUAUUAAAAAUGAUUGAUAUAAAUUCUGAUCUUGAAUCUCAGGGACCAUUUCAUGUUUUUAUAUAUAAAAUGACAGAUAAACUAGCGCAUGCUGAAUAUGGCGAUCAAAAUGCCAAAGCAAUCAUUUCGAGAAUGAAAGAAUACUUCUGCCAACAUCCUGAAAUAAUAGUUAUCGACCCUUUGGACAAUAUUAGAAUUUUAAUAAAUCGUUAUAAAUCAUAUGAGAUUCUGCAAGAACAGCUGCGACUCGAUGAUGUAUUUACUCCGAGAUUUGUAGAAAUCAAAAGUAAAAGUGCCGUUGAGAAUAUAUCACUGUUAAGAAUGGCAGGUAUUAAGUUCCCAUUUCUUUGCAAACCACUUGUUGCUCAGGGUUCCAAUGAUGCACAUAAGAUGAUGGUGAUUUUUAAUGAAGAGGGUGUGAAGGAUUGUCAGCCUCCUUGCGUGGCUCAGGAAUUUGUCAACCAUAAUGCAAUACUAUAUAAAAUAUAUAUAGUUGGAGAGAACUUUCACGUAGUUGAAAGACCUAGUUUCAAAAACUUUUACGAAGAAGACUGUACUGCAUUGAACACAAUAUUUUUUAGUUCUCACGAUAUAUGCAAAAGCGGCUCCAGGUCAAAAUGGUCAAUUCUUACGGAAGAAGACAUUCCAUUAACAGUAAAACCAAGACAUGAAACCUUAGAAAAGAUUGUUAAGAGAGUUACAGAACUCUUUGGAUUACUUUUGGUUGGUGUGGAUGUUGUUAUUGAAAAUCAUACUGGAAAAUAUGCAAUCAUAGAUGUAAAUAUGUUUCCUGGGUAUGAUAGUUAUCCCAAUUUUUUUGAACAAUUAGUAAGCUGCAUUAAGAAAUUGUCAAUGGAGAACAGAGAUUUGCAGCAACAUUCUAAAAAUUAUACAUUAAAAAAAUGUUUAAGCGAUGAUUUAGAUUCUGGCUUUGAAAGCGAUGAGAAGAAAAAAUAUUCUCCAAAGGAUAAAUAAUACAGAAACAUGAAAGUUAAGGAGAUUAAUGAAUACAUCAAACUGAUAUUCCAGUUCACUAUAUUUCUAACAAGUACAAAGUGAUAUAAUUUGAUGAAUCAAUAUACACUUGUUUUUAUAUAAUGGCUUAAUUUAUGUUUAUUUUCAAAGACAUUUAAAACUGUUACAGCAGAUCUGCGUUUUGUGACCAGAACUACUUGCUUCUUUCUAACAUUUUUGGGUUGUUUAUUCAUGAUAGUUAUUAUAGGGAGAGAUUAAUUUUGUUUACUGUCUACAUCGAAAUUUUUUAACAAAUUAGCCCACUGUGGUAAGAAACGCAUGACUGCCAAAGAAUAUUUUGUAUUUUUCACUUGUAUACUAUAUUUGCAUAAAUGGUUAAAUAAAACAGCUCUGGGAUUAAUGUAUGUAACGUAUGUUUAUAAAUUUACAUUUUCAUUGUGAGGUAUAAAAUUGUACAUUAAAACCACUAUGAAAAUAUUAAAAAUGCAUAAUAAAAGGGUUAUUGAAUACUA
Messenger RNA from Frieseomelitta varia, 2137 nucleotides. RefSeq names its product inositol-tetrakisphosphate 1-kinase-like. Gene Ontology annotation, biological process: inositol trisphosphate metabolic process. Bases 507 to 1625 code for a protein of 372 amino acids. Gene Ontology annotation, cellular component: cytoplasm. Lineage: Eukaryota; Metazoa; Arthropoda; Insecta; Hymenoptera; Apidae. The transcript is spliced from 5 exons. Gene Ontology annotation, molecular function: inositol-1,3,4-trisphosphate 6-kinase activity; ATP binding; magnesium ion binding. The record is from RefSeq and is a predicted model, not a curated record.